AUGGCCCAGGACGAUGAUCCAUCGGCUUGGGAGUUUCGCUUCGACCGAAAACCCGUUUCAUCAAACCCCGUGAUCGCAAACCUCGAUAUCGAAUAUAGUGAAUUGGCUCAGUCAUGGAAGGCCUUUAUUCGCCAUGUACCGGCUGAAAAUCGUGUGGUAUGGGAGGAGCGGCCUCAGACGGCUACCGAUGUUCAGGCUCUGGUGCGCAACCUACACACCCUUUGGAUGUCUCGGCCUCGCCAGCGGGUUACCGGCCUCUGUGAUCGAUUCGUCCCCACUAUCGAAUCUCAUGCUCAGAUUCUUGCUGUCCUUCCCGAUGGUAAUUUGUACUAUACCCCGUUACUCUAUGGGGUGCUGCAGUCGGUGAUCAAAGCAUCGUCAAAUUACCACCGGAUCCUCGAAGGACUUCUUACCGCAUUAAAUAAUAUCACUAGUGCCAUCAAGCCCCCCGCGGAUCUCAAUGCGUCCCACCGGGAGCCCGUGGCCGAAAUCUACACUCUGAUCUUUUUGUUCCUAAAUGAAUUUAUGGAUUGGUAUGUGCGGAGGUCUACGUGCCACCUAUUGAGGAGUUACAGCCAAGACGCCUAUGCCCACUUCCACCCCCUAGUCCUUUGCAUUCAACGGCAGGCUCAAACUCUCUCCGGGUCCUCGGAUGCAAUGGAUGUCGAUGAUGGCUGGGACUCCGCAUACAGCCCACGCGCCCUGUGGGAAGAGUCGCAGCUCAGUCAAGUCGGACGGGAAGGAAAGCGACGCCGACACGCAGCCCAAAAUACCAUGACCCGACGCCUGAUUUGGGAUAUUCAACAAGAUGCAGAGAAACGUGAUCAGUUGAGGGAGACACGGGACAAGCUCUUGAAGCAGAUGCUACAGAAUACAACAGAACAACUAAUUCCUGCAGAAGAGCAGAGCAACCGUAUUGUGUGCUUGACUACCGCCGCACCGGACCUUGUAACACCCCUUGUGGAAUGGUCUCGGGGGUCCAAGCGUCGUCUAGCCCGUCUUGAGCUUCAGAGUGAAUCCAAGCAUCUCCAGCCCUUCUUCGAUUGCGAGGAUCAGAUUCCACACUGUGACCCGGACGCCAAGGUUGUGACGGAAGCCAAUGUGAUAACGUCCCUCAAGAAAUGGGUCACUAGUCCUCGUUCCCAGGCUCUAGCCGUUGCCGGGUCCCAAUCUGGAGAAUCGCUGAGCCCUGUGUCCCUGAUCGCCGCAUCUUACGCCUUUUUCGCUCGCGAGGCGGACCUUCCGACCCUCUCUCACUUCUGCAAGCUUUCUUCCAAAGAGGUUCCGGGACAGACCCCUCAUCAGCAAGGGCUGAUUGCUCUGACCUAUAGUCUGAUCCGACAGAUGAUCGAUAACUUACCGACGGUGGUUGAUAGUGACUCAUUACUUGAUCUCACUGCGGAGCGGUUCCGUCCUAUUGAUGGCACUCUGGGUAGUUGGACAGCGGCCUUAUCGCUGGUGGACACUCUGCUCCAUUUUGCACCGCCGUUAUUGGUCCUCAUUAUUGAUGGUAUUGAUAUAAUCCACGAUGAAACGACGGAUGAUGCUUUGCGAGAAUUGAUCCGCGUGCUACUCACGCACACCCGUCAUCAACCGCCUAGCGGAGACAGUCCUGGCCCCACGUUCUUGUUCAAGGUUCUCUUUACCGUCGCCGGGCGUCCGAGCGCAUUGGUCGAGGCCAUGUCCGAAAACGAACUCGUUGUGAGCGAACCCACCCUGGCCGACGAACCCUCGGCAUCAGAAAUUGUUCUGACCUCUGACCUUGGUGCAGUCAUGAUGAAUGCAUAA
Penicillium longicatenatum is the source of this 1788-nucleotide messenger RNA. RefSeq lists its product as uncharacterized. The coding region runs from base 1 to 1788 and encodes 595 amino acids. The record is from RefSeq and is a predicted model, not a curated record. Lineage: Eukaryota; Fungi; Ascomycota; Eurotiomycetes; Eurotiales; Aspergillaceae. The transcript is spliced from 4 exons.